Messenger RNA from Nycticebus coucang (slow loris), 4541 nucleotides. It is a transcript of the gene ADAMTS10, whose product is annotated as ADAM metallopeptidase with thrombospondin type 1 motif 10. Bases 2397 to 4322 code for a protein of 641 amino acids. Lineage: Eukaryota; Metazoa; Chordata; Mammalia; Primates; Lorisidae. Gene Ontology annotation, cellular component: extracellular matrix. The record is from RefSeq and is a predicted model, not a curated record. Gene Ontology annotation, biological process: proteolysis; extracellular matrix organization. Gene Ontology annotation, molecular function: metalloendopeptidase activity. The transcript is spliced from 16 exons.
AUCCUGAGGCCCUGUGCCCCCUAGCCAGGACAGGAGGGCUGGGUGUAGAGCUGGUGGGCCUUCCAGGAUCCCCAGGAUGGGAUGGGGGGAGCAGACCCUCAGUUUCCAAGCCAUUUCCUGCUCCAUUCUUGGCAUCCUCCCCCAUGCUGGCCACCUCCCCCCUGCUUUCUAGGAGAAGGGCCUGUGGGAGGGGGAUGGUGAGGCCUGGCUUGGGUGUGCACACGCACACACACUGAGUUAUGCAUAGUCACAUGGGUACACACACGCAUGCAAUAAUGCACAUACAGCACAUGUCCCUCACUAAUAUCCUGUUGCUCAUACCAUCCCUCACUUACUGCCCCCCAUCUCAUCUCCCCCAGACCCACCCAAGAACCAGCAAUUUGUCCCUAGUGCCCUGGCCUACGUGACACCUUUUAGUCCCUGGUUUAGACACCUAUGAGCACCUGCAAAACCCCUUUCCUCCCAUCCUGUGCACAGGUAACUCCCCUACUCCUGCCUCCACCCACCUAUGCCCAGUCCUUCCACACUGCCCUCUACCCACCCCCACCUGAGCCGAAGCCCAAGAAGGAGUAUGAGUUUUUGGGAGGAAGGACCAGGACAGGAGAGACAGCCAUGGGAGGGAGGAAGCAGCUCCAAGCCUCACAAUGCUGCCACCUGGGGAGGGGGCGAUUUAAGGCAAGAUCAGGGCCAGGAGAGCCAAGCCAGGGAGGGGCUGUGAUGGUUGAAGCCUCCAAGGAAGCAAUAAGGGGGGAAAGCAAGAAGAGAUGGAUGGGGGAAGAGUUUUUGGGGGGUGGGGAAAGGUAUUAGGAAAAGAGGAUAAAGUCCCAGAAGAGGUUCCCCAGGGGCAGGAGGAGGAUCAGCAACCCCUGAACUGCAGACCCAGCUCAGUGCUACAGACCACCCUGGUGGCUCCUCUUUGCCCAGGGUCCCACAGAAGAGGCAACCAAGCCUCAUAGAGGCUCAGGGAGCAGCAGAGAGAAGGAUCUACACAGGGGCUCCAUACCACACCAUACAAAGCCCCCAAAGGUUAAAAAAGAAAAAAAAAGGAGUAGACACUAGCCCAGCUGAACAAGAGCAGCAGGGUCACAAAGUCUCUAUGAGUGGGCUCCUUUUCACUGGAGGAGUCCAACUGGAAGUAGGGAAUGUGGGCUUCUCAGGACAGCAACUCAGAGAAAACCUGCUCCUUUCCUCCAGGCCCAAACUGCCCUGUUUAGGGAUCAACUCUCGGACUUGGCUUGGCUGCAAUAAAAACAAGACAGUGUGUGAUUAAGGGGGAUUUUGCACAGAGGAGGAGGGCAGAGAUGGGAGGGCUUGGGGGUGGAGGAUUUGGCAUGGGUGGUGGCCCAAAAGUGCUGUAUACUGCAGGCUGGCCUAGGGCAGAUGCCAGAGAAACAGAUCUGCCCAGCCAGCCUGGAGGAACCUUGGAGGCAGUGGUUUCCAGCUCCGCUGGUGGGGCGAAUGGGGCUACCCAGGGCUGAGGAUCCAAAGACAGACCCCAAGACAAUGGGUAGGAAUGGGGGGGGGCAGAAUCUGAGCACUGGCCUUGGUUUUUAAUCUGUAUCGCAAAUUCACACUGACUGCCCCAGCCUUCCAGUAUGUCUCAUGCCAGCCUCCCCUUGCCCCACCUUGCACCUGCCCUGCCUAGGUCCCUACCAGGCCCCACCCCACCUCCAGGCCUUUGCCUUUGCUGUUCCCCUGCCUGGUACACCUUCUCCUGUCUCUUCACAUGAUUGGUUUCUUCUCCUCCUUCAAACCUCUGCUUCCCAGUCUCCCCAUUAAUACCUCCUAGAGAGAACAUCACAGUUUGGACUCUUCUCCAUUGUCUCAUCUGUCAUCUGUGUUCCCAGGACACUGAGCACUCUGGGGCCAGGGUGGUGGUGGUGGUGGGAUGUGAAGGGUAACAUCCCUCUGGAGGUCAUCACAGUCAUUCCCCAAUGAAUGAAUCUGAAGGUUCACCACUUUCUAGCCAUGUGACCCUGGGUAAACUCUUACCACUCCAAGUCUGUUUCCUAUCUAUAAAAGGAGAAUGAUGAUUGUGGACCUCUCAGAGAUAUUUUGGAAAUAGAAUGCAAUGGUAUGAAAACGUUGGACCAAUAGCUGGUUUAUGGUGUCCUCGUCCCCUGCCUGUCCUCUUCCAGGAGUGCAGGAAAGAUUAGAUGGGGAGGAGGGUGCUGUUGAGUGAGAAAAUGCAUUUGGAAUCUUGGGGAGGGGUGCUUUGGCCAUCCUAGGGGCCUUGGCACUGGCUAAGAUGGACAGUGGGACCGGGCCCCUUCUCUGACCUGGCUCUCCCCUCCCAAGACCCCAGUGAUGCUGCCCAGGCUGUGAACAGGGGAGGUGGCACCGUGGGGGCUGCCGGCAGCCGGGGCUGGGGAGAGACAUGUGGACACGUGGCCUCUAUGGCUCCCGCCUGCCAGAUCCUCCGCUGGGCCCUUGCCCUGGGGCUGGGCCUCACGUUCGAGGUCACCCAUGCUUUCCGGUCUCAAGAUGAGUUCCUGUCCACUCUGGAGAGCUAUGAGAUUGCCUUCCCCACCCGCGUGGACCACAAUGGGGCACUGCUGGCCUUCUCACCACCUCCUCCCCGGAGGCAGCGCCGGGGAACAGGGGCCACAGCUGAGCCUCGCCUCUUCUACAAGGUGGCCGCACCCAGCACCCACUUUCUGCUGAACCUGACCCACAGCUCCCGUCUACUGGCAGGGCACGUCUCUGUGGAGUACUGGACACGGGAGGGCCUGGCCUGGCAGAGAGCUGCCCGGCCCCACUGCCUCUAUGCCGGCCACCUGCAGGGCCAGGCCGGCAGCUCCCAUGUGGCCAUCAGCACCUGUGGAGGCCUGCAUGGCCUGAUUGUGGCAGAGGAGAAGGAGUACCUGAUUGAACCCCUGCAAGGCAGGUCCAAGGGUCCUCACAGCCCAGAGGAAAGUGGACCCCACGUGGUAUACAAGCGUUCCUCUCUGCGUCACCCCCACCUGGACACAGCCUGUGGAGUGAGAGAUGAGAAACCAUGGAAGGGACGGCCAUGGUGGCUGCGCACCCUGAAGCCACCACCUGCCAGGCCCCUGGAAAAUGACACAGAGCGUGGCCAACCAGGCCUGAAGCGGUCAGUCAGCCGAGAGCGCUAUGUGGAGACCCUGGUGGUGGCUGACAAGAUGAUGGUGGCCUACCACGGGCGCCGUGAUGUGGAGCAGUACGUGCUAGCCAUCAUGAACAUUGUUGCCAAACUUUUCCAGGACUCAAGUCUGGGCAACACCGUUAACAUCCUUGUAACUCGCCUCAUCCUGCUCACAGAGGACCAGCCCACUCUGGAGAUCACCCACCAUGCUGGGAAGUCCCUGGACAGCUUCUGUAAGUGGCAGAAAUCCAUAGUGAACCACAACGGCCACGGCAAUGCCAUUCCAGAGAACGGUGUGGCCAACCAUGACACAGCAGUGCUCAUCACUCGAUACGACAUCUGCAUCUAUAAGAACAAACCCUGCGGCACGUUAGGCCUGGCCCCAGUGGGCGGGAUGUGUGAGCGAGAGAGAAGUUGCAGCAUCAAUGAGGACAUUGGUCUGGCCACGGCGUUCACCAUUGCCCACGAGAUUGGGCACACAUUUGGCAUGAACCAUGAUGGUGUGGGGAAUAGCUGUGGGGCCCAUGGCCAAGACCCAGCAAAGCUCAUGGCUGCCCACAUCACCAUGAAGACCAACCCAUUCGUGUGGUCAUCUUGCAGCCGUGACUACAUCACCAGCUUUCUAGACUCUGGCCUGGGGCUCUGCCUGAACAACCGGCCUCCCAGACAGGACUUUGUGUACCCAACUGUGGCACCAGGCCAAGCUUACGACGCAGAUGAGCAAUGCCGCUUCCAGCACGGAGUCAAAUCGCGUCAGUGUAAAUACGGGGAGGUCUGCAGCGAGCUGUGGUGUCUGAGCAAGAGCAACCGGUGCAUCACCAACAGCAUCCCGGCCGCCGAGGGCACGCUCUGCCAGACGCACACCAUCGACAAGGGGUGGUGCUACAAACGAGUGUGUGUCCCCUUCGGGUCACGGCCAGAGGGUGUGGAUGGAGCCUGGGGCCCGUGGACUCCGUGGGGCGACUGCAGCCGGACAUGCGGCGGCGGCGUGUCCUCUUCCAGCCGUCACUGCGACAGCCCCAGGCCAACCAUCGGGGGCAAGUACUGUCUGGGCGAGCGAAGGCGGCAUCGCUCCUGCAGCACCGAUGACUGUCCCCCUGGCUCCCAGGACUUCAGGGAAAUUCAGUGCUCUGAAUUUGACAGUGUCCCUUUCCGUGGAAAAUUCUACACAUGGAAGACAUACCGAGGAGGCCUGCUCGCUCACGUGCCUAGCUGAGGGCUUCAACUUCUACACGGAGAGGGCAGCAGCAGUGGUAGACGGGACACCGUGCCGCCCAGACACAGUGGACAUUUGUGUCAGCGGCGAGUGCAAGCAUGUUGGCUGUGACCGGGUCCUGGGCUCUGACCUGCGGGAGGACAAAUGCCGAGUGUGUGGAGGGGAUGGCAGUGCCUGUGAAACCAUUGAGGGAGUCUUCAGCCCAGCCUCAGCUGGGGC